Molecule: messenger RNA, 693 nt
Organism: Darwinula stevensoni
Lineage: Eukaryota; Metazoa; Arthropoda; Ostracoda; Podocopida; Darwinulidae
Source: the annotation of a GenBank genome assembly
CAGGAACAUCUGCAGCCAUCGAAAUCGAAGACGCCAUUUGGUCCUUUUCCUCCCUCCUAUCGGUGCCAUUGACACAUCUAACUCUUGAGUCUUCUCUUUCGGGCUUGCAGCGAUGAAGGCUCUGGGAACGCUGCACGAGUAUAAGAUCAUCGGCAGGAGGUACCCGAGCGAGAAAGAAAGGAAUCCUCCUCUCUAUCGGAUGCGAAUUUUUGCUCCCGACUAUGUGACAGCCAAGUCCAGGUUCUGGUAUUUCCUUCGCAAGUUGAAGAAGCUCAAAAAGACGAACGGGGAGGUCGUUUCCUUGGAAAGGGUUCAUGAGAGGAAGCCCUUGAAAAUCAAGAACUAUGGGAUUUGGCUCCGCUACGAUUCCAAGUCGGGAACUCACAACCAGUAUCGGGAAUAUCGAGAUCUAACCGUUUCUGGAGCUGUGACCCAGUGCUAUAGAGACAUGGGGGCUAGACACAGGGCUCGUGCAUCCACUGUGCAAAUUAUGCGGGUGGAGGAAGUUAAGGCCAGCAAAUGCAGGCGCCCUCAGGUCAAGCAGUUCCACAACAGCAAGAUCAAGUUCCCCCUUCCUCGCUCUUACAAGCGGGAUACCAACCUCAAGCCUUUUACCACCAGGAGGCCCAAGAUCAACUUCUUGGCUUGAUCUGGUUGAGAAGUCCAAAAUAUAUCUCGUGUGAAACGUCAAGA